AUGGCCUCACGAAGCGUCUCAAGUCUUCCGGAAGUCAUAAGACAUUAUAGUGAAGUCGCCGAAGUCGUCAAUCAUCGCGAAAUGAACCGCUUCAUCCAAGAUAUUAGAUCACGCUGGGAUCCUCCUACCCACGAAAAAGACUAUCGAUUCGAAGGCUGGACAAGCGAAGGCGCUUUGACAAAAUGCAUCUACCAAGGGGUUUUCUGGUACCACGACCGUCCGCAGCCUGUUGAGAGCUGGAAUGCCAGUGAUGCGGAGAUAGACCGGCAGAUCCAAAUCAGACCGACCCUUGAAGAGAUUAUCAACUUCGUCGCGAAGCCAAUACAGCGAGCUCUAUGA
Messenger RNA from Fulvia fulva, 339 nucleotides. RefSeq lists its product as uncharacterized. Bases 1 to 339 code for a protein of 112 amino acids. NCBI's taxonomy places the organism in Eukaryota, Fungi, Ascomycota, Dothideomycetes, Mycosphaerellales, Mycosphaerellaceae. The record is from RefSeq and is a predicted model, not a curated record. The transcript has a single exon.